Messenger RNA from Mauremys mutica (yellowpond turtle), 2918 nucleotides. RefSeq names its product RAD9 checkpoint clamp component A (gene RAD9A). Gene Ontology annotation, biological process: mitotic intra-S DNA damage checkpoint signaling; cellular response to ionizing radiation; DNA replication checkpoint signaling. The transcript has 11 exons. Lineage: Eukaryota; Metazoa; Chordata; Testudines; Geoemydidae. Bases 1546 to 2730 code for a protein of 394 amino acids. Gene Ontology annotation, cellular component: checkpoint clamp complex. The record is from RefSeq and is a predicted model, not a curated record.
ACAAGACAGGUACCAAGGAGGGGCAGUGUGUGGUGGGAAGGACUGGGUGCUGCAGAGUCUGUUAAUGCCCCCAGCAGUGGCAUACCUGUAGUGAGAACAGCAUCUGCCCUUUCAGCUUCUGUUUCCUUGGCUGGGGGGCUGCUCUUGUGCUGGCAUGAUCAAUAGGCCCUUCAGACCCGUUUGGAUGGGGAUACAGAUGGAGAGUAGCAAAAACUGACAGUAGGGCUGCAGGCUCCAUGCUAACAAAGAGAGCAGUAGGGAGGGUUGGGCUGGGACCCUCAUCACCUGUCUCCAAUCCCAACCUCAGGCAUCCCAGUUCAGUAUGGCCUUGGUGACCAGUGUGGUUAGUGAUCUGGACCAUGUCCAAUCUAGGAUUUAGGAGAGGGAUGGUUUAAACGGCAUUAGAUUAGCUCAGUCUCACAAACCCAGGCAUUACAUUGACUGGCUCAGCGCAUGCUAAACAUCUAAAGUACAGUUUAUUUGCUCUUGACUGGGUGUUUAGAUGGCUAAAUAACAGUGACUAAACCAUCUUCCUACCCUGGUGUAGCCAGAGCCCAGGAAGCGGGCGCACCCAGCUCGCUAAGGAGACCUGUGGCUGCUGUGAAAAUGGCAGGAGUUGCAAUCAGCACAGGAUGGAAAGGCUCCCUGGGGAAGGAGGGGGCUGACUAAAAGAAGGGGAGAGGUUAGGAAUGUGGGCAGUGACUUGCAAAAUGAGGCACUGAAUGGGCAGGUGCAGCUGGGACACCUGGGAGGGGUGAACUACCAGCCAGAACCUGGCUGGGAGAUGGGACAGCCAGAGUGGCCAGAAGGAGCAGGUGGCAAAGGAGACCACCUGGGUCUGUGAUAGGAUGUGGCUGCAGGAAAGGCUGGUGCAGGUUGAUGCUAUGUGUGUGUCUCCCACAGCAGGAACAAGCCCUGUUCUGUGCAGAGCUGAGGCAGUUGGGAUGUUGUGUUUAGGCACUGAGCCUCUCGGUACUAGAAAGGGAUUGACAAACCCCAGGGCAUGAGAAGAGCCACAAAACUGUGCAGGGAGCUGGAGGGGGUAAUUGGCCUAAGGGAAUGAGGGAGGGAGAGGGGUAACGUGCAGGGCAGGGGCAAGAUUAGGAGCUCCAGCCGGUGACUAAGAAAGUGAAUCUACUUCCCUUGAUUCUUCUUGGAGCAUCAGUCUGACAGGGUUUCUCCUUCACUUCCUGCUAAGCACUCCUGUGUGACUGUUCAAUAGCUGCCCAGCCCCACCCCAGCAGUGGCUGCAUGUUAGUGCUGGGUGAGGGAUCCCUGUGCAUACAGGGGAAGUGCUUUGGGAUCCUUCAGGGGAAAGGAGUUGGAGAUGUGUUGAGUUGAUUAUUUAGGGUGUGGUCUCUCUCCUGUUUCUUCCCAGCAUGUUGUACUGAUUACCCCCUGGCAGAGGACCCAGUGCAGCACCGAAGGCACAGACUCCCCACCACAGGGCUGGAUUAUCUCGGGGUUCACGGUGCUCUGACCGGGGUUGGGCUUUGACACCCCCCCCCAAGAGUGGGGAGAGCCCAGCUGCAUUACUCUGUGGCCAUGAGGUGCCUUGUUACCGGGGGCAAUGUCAAAGUCAUAGGGAAGGCCGUGCACUCUCUGUCCCGCAUCGGAGACGAGCUCUACGUAGAGCCCACAGAGGAUGGGCUCUCCCUGCGUGCUGUGAACUCUUCCCGCUCAGCCUAUGCCUGCUUCCUGUUCGCCCCACUCUUCUUCCAGCUUUACGAGGAGGGGAGCCUGGACCCCGAUGGGGAGACCUUCCGCUGCAAGGUCCUCAUGAAGUCCUUCCUGGGUGUGUUCCGCUCGCUGCCCUCCCUGGAGAAGAUGGUGGAGAAGUGUCUGAUUUCCCUGAACCCCCGGGCCAGCCGGCUGGUCGUGCAGCUGCACUGCAAGUACGGAGUCACCAAGACCCACAACUUGUCAUUCCAAGAGUGCGAGUUGCUGCAGGCUGUUUUCGACAAGGAGCUGUGUGCCAACACGCUGCGCGCCCCUGCCCGGGUGCUGGUGGACGCUGUGGUCCAUUUCCCGGUGACGCUGGCUGAGGUGACGCUGGGGGUCAGCCCUGCCGGGAAGGUGAGCUUCCGCAAUUACCUGGAUGAGGAGACAGAACCCAGCAGGACAAUGGUGACCGAGCUGUGCCUCGCCGAGGACGAGUUCCAGGAGGUCCAGGUGCAGCAGCAGUCCCAUGUCACCUUCUGCCUCAAGGAGUUCAGGGGUCUCCUGAGCUUUGCCGAGUCCUCCAACCUGCCCCUCAACAUCCACUUCGAUUCCCCCGGCAGGCCAGCCAUCUUCACUCUGUCGGACCCCCUGCUGGAAGUGCACCUGGUCCUAGCCACCUUGUCAGACCCCAACAGCAGCUCACAAGUCCACUCCACAACCUUGCAGGCCCGUCCAGCCAAUGGUGGCUUUCCCACGGCUACCCCUGAUGACGACUUCACAGGUGAUGACAUUGAUUCCUACAUGAUUGCUAUGGAGACCACAUGUGAAGAGGGGCCAGGGCUGCCCUCCAGCCCCACCUUUCCCCAGAGACGCCCCCAUCCAGGCACUGCCCUGGAGUCAGAGAGCAGUGCCAUGGAGAGUGACCUGGAGGGGGCUGUGCCAGGGACCCCCCCACAGAAAAAGUUCCGCUCCUUGUUCUUUGGGUCGGUGCUGACCCCGUCUCAGGCUGGGACCCAUCCAGGGCCCAGCCAGGAUGUGCUGGCUGAGGACAGCGAGGGAGAGUCCUGAGAGGUCACCUUCUGCAGCCCAGCUCCAAGCCCCCUCCCCCCCAAAAAGCCCCCAAGAGCCUGCGUGGAGAAGCUGGAUUUUACAACUCCAUCACCUCUGCUGGAGCAGGGCAGGAAGACUAGGCGGGGCUGCUGCUUCUGAGCCACUGUGAAUAGACAUGGCCCUGUAAAUAAAGCUUUUAUAAUAAG